This is a messenger RNA of Struthio camelus australis, 3516 nucleotides long. The record is from RefSeq and is a predicted model, not a curated record. NCBI's taxonomy places the organism in Eukaryota, Metazoa, Chordata, Aves, Struthioniformes, Struthionidae.
ACCAAAGCACCCAUGCAUCUAGAGAUUAUUGCUAUGAAUGCUACUUGCAAAUCUCAGCCUGAAGGUCUACUUCAAGUUACAAUUUCACUUAGCAAAGUUGAGCUCAGUGUGGGUGAAUCCAAAUUCUUCACAUGCACAGCCAUUGGUGAGCCUGACAACAUAGAUUGGUACAAUCCACAGGGAGAGAAGAUUGUUUCUAGUCAAAGAGUAGUUGUUCAAAAAGAAGGUGUUCGAUCACGUCUAACCAUUUACAAUGCAGAUAUAGAAGAUGCUGGUAUAUACCGAUGUCAAGCCACAGAUGCUAAAGGACAAACUCAGGAAGCUACUGUUGUUUUGGAAAUUUAUCAAAAGCUCACUUUCCGAGACAUAACAUCUCCACAAGAGUUCAGGCAGGGAGAAGAUGCAGAAGUUGUUUGCCGUGUUACUAGUUCACCUGCUCCCAUUGUCAGCUGGUUGUAUCGGAAUGAGGAAGUCACAACUAUUGCUGACAAUCGAUUUGCAGUAUUAGCAAACAAUAAUCUCCAAAUUCUUAACAUCAAUAAAAGUGAUGAAGGAGUAUAUAGAUGUGAAGGAAGAGUGGAAGCCAGAGGAGAAAUUGACUUUCGGGACAUAACUGUUAUUGUGAAUGUUCCCCCAGCAAUUAUUCUGCUACAGAAAUCCUUUAAUGCCACUGCAGAUCGAGGAGAGGCAAUAACUUUAUUCUGUAGAGCCACUGGAUCACCUCCACCUGAAAUCAGUUGGUAUAGGAAUGGUAAACUUAUGGAAGAAAAUGAAAAAUAUAUAUUGAGAGGAAGCAAUACAGAACUAACAAUAAGAAAUAUAAAAAAUAUCGAUGCCGGUCCAUACAUCUGUAGUGCUAAAAACAAAGCAGGAAAUGAUAAAAAACAGACAUUCCUUCAAGUUUUUGUACAGCCUCAAAUAAUACAGCUCAAAAAUGAAACCACUUUUGAGAAUGGGAAAGCAACCCUUACCUGUGAAGCAGAAGGAGAACCUAUCCCAGAGAUUACUUGGAAAAGAGCCAUUGAUGGAGUAACUUUCUCUGAAGGUGACAAGAGCCCAGAUGGCCGUAUAGAAGUCAAAGGGCAGCAUGGAAAAUCGUCACUGCAUAUUAAAGAUGUGAAGUUGUCAGAUUCAGGGAGAUAUGACUGUGAAGCUGCAAGUAGAAUUGGUGGGCACCAAAAGAGCAUGUACCUUGAUAUUGAAUAUGCUCCAACAUUUGUGUCAAAUCAAACCAUGUAUUAUUCUUGGGAAGGCAAUCCCAUCAAUAUAAGCUGUGAAGUGCUAGCUAAUCCAUCUGCCUCAGUUCAGUGGAGAAGAGGAAAAUUGGUUUUACCUGCAAAAAAUACAACACAUCUGAAGACCUAUAGUGCAGGAAGAAAGCUGAUUUUAGAGAUUGCUCCCACAUCUGACAAUGAUUUUGGACGAUAUAAUUGUACAGCCACAAACAGAAUGGGAGCAAGAUAUCAGGAGUAUACACUUGGUCAAGCUGAUGUGCCAUCAAAUCCUUAUGGAGUACGAAUUUUAGAGUUGUCACAAACCACUGCCAAAGUUUCAUUCAAUAAGCCAGAUUCGCAUGGAGGUGUGCCCAUUCAUCAUUACCAAGUGGAUAUAAAAGAGGUAGCCUCAGAAACCUGGAAAAUAGUGCGCUCCCAUGGAGUUCAAACAAUGGUUGUUCUGAGCAAUUUGGAACCAAAUACGACAUAUGAAAUCAAAAUAGCUGCUGUUAAUGGAAAAGGGCAAGGAGAAUAUAGCAAAAUCGAGAUCUUUCAGACCUUACCUGUCCGGGAGCCAAGCCCUCCAUCAAUUCAUGGACAACCAGGAAGUGGCAAGAGUUUUAAACUUAGCAUAACUAAACAAGAUGAUGGAGGUGCCCCCAUUUUGGAAUAUAUUGUGAAAUACAGAAGUAAAGAUAAGGAAGACCAGUGGCUAGAGAAAAAAGUGCAGGGUAGUAGAGACCACAUCAUCCUAGAGCAUCUUCAGUGGACCAUGGGUUAUGAAGUACAAAUUACAGCUGCCAAUAGGUUGGGUUAUUCUGAACCAACGUUGUAUGAAUUCAGCAUGCCACCAAAGCCCAACAUUAUUACAGACACUCUUUUUAAUGGUCUUGGACUCGGUGCUGUCAUUGGCCUCGGAGUGGCAGCCCUUUUGUUAAUCCUUGUUGUGACUGAUGUUAGCUGCUUCUUUGUACGACAAUGCGGAUUGCUAAUGUGCAUCACCAGGAGGAUUUGUGGGAAAAAGAGUGGUUCAAGUGGAAAAAGUAAAGAGCUGGAAGAAGGAAAGGCUGCUUACUUGAAAGAUGGAUCAAAAGAACCAAUAGUGGAAAUGAGAACAGAGGAUGAAAGAAUUACCAAUCAUGAAGACGGGAGUCCAGUAAAUGAGCCAAAUGAAACAACUCCACUCACAGAACCUGAGAAACUGCCACUAAAGGAGGAAAAUGGAAAAGAAGCUUUAAAUCCAGAAACCAUAGAAAUCAAAGUUGCUAAUGACAUCAUCCAGUCAAAAGAAGAUGAUAGCAAAGCAUAAUAAGAUAAACUACAGCUGUCUGAAAAAUGCAUUUGAAUUGAAGUAACCCCGUGACCAAAACUUUAUGGCUGACCUUAAUUUCUUUGGAAACUUAAGCUUGGAAUAGUUAGUACCUGUGUACAUAUGAUGAAACUAUUUCUGUCUACAGUUUCUUUCUAUUUUUUGUUAAUGGUUUUAGUAUGUAGUUUUGCUGACACCAGUCCCAUGGUAUAAAAUUUGAAAAAUCUGCAGAAUAAGAACUGUAAUAUAUUAUAUGACAAAGUAUGUCUGUUUAGAAGACUACUUUAUGAAGCACCCCUAACCUCCACCAACACGUCGGGUCUCUCCAGAUCUUACAGUACAAGCUACAUAUGUAAAGGAAAGUGCCAUAUACUGUUGUAUUUAUUUUCAUUUGUAAUAAAGCAAGAGUUUAGGUUGCCUCUAAAAAAAAAAAAAAAAAAAACAGUCUCAGUAUGACAUUUAAGACCUUAAAGCUGGCAAACACUCAGUAGCCAUCCCAGCUGUGCUUAUCACUUGAAACAAAACAAGAAACUGUCUUCGGCAUAGAGCCAGCCCCACCCACAGUUUCACCUGACUUCUUUGGUAUAUUCAAAGAUUAAUAACCGAGAUGUGCAGAUUUAAAACAAAAUGGCUAAAUAUUUUGUAGACCUAUAUUGCCUUCAUCCUAUCUAUAGGAGUGUGAUUUUGAAAGGCCGUAGGAUUUUCAGUGCUUCAGGUAUUCUCUAUUAAUGUUUGGAAGGCCAUGUGUGAACUGAAAUGUGGCAAAUGUGUGAAAGGAAACUGAUUUUUGAUAAUAACUUUUGGCUUCAAAGGAACCUUUACAAUAAAUAUAAGCUGAAAUCAGCUGCCCCAAUGUAUUUAUACAUAUAUGGUAUUCAUUCUUCUGUUAGUUCUAACCAUGUAGUCAAGGGAUGAAACUGCAUUUUAGUGUAAUGGAUACAUUUUCACCCCAAAUCAUUACAUAAAAUAUUAAAAAUUGUCCGUAUUUAAGGA